This is a messenger RNA of Drosophila subobscura, 6181 nucleotides long. RefSeq names its product potassium voltage-gated channel protein Shaw. Gene Ontology annotation, biological process: potassium ion transmembrane transport; protein homooligomerization. The transcript has 12 exons. NCBI's taxonomy places the organism in Eukaryota, Metazoa, Arthropoda, Insecta, Diptera, Drosophilidae. Bases 853 to 3696 code for a protein of 947 amino acids. Gene Ontology annotation, molecular function: delayed rectifier potassium channel activity; protein binding. Gene Ontology annotation, cellular component: dendrite membrane; voltage-gated potassium channel complex; axon. The record is from RefSeq and is a predicted model, not a curated record.
CCACAACAUCGGACACUGUGUCAGGCAGAACCAACGAGGUAGAACCCAAACGGUAGCCCAAACUGAAUGAUGGACUGGCGGCCCAGCAAAUUGAGAAUGUGCUAACACGAGAAAGAGGCUCCUUGUGUCCGUCUCCGUUUACGUGUGACGAGUGCUGCUGUGUGGUGCUGUGUGUAAAUGUGCGAGACAGUGUCCUGCGGCGGACUAGCAGGUUGCUUGCUCUUGCUCCUCCAUACAAAGUGUUUAAGUGUAUGCCCAAAAAAAAAUACGAUAAAGAAAGGUACAACAAAUAUCCUGCUACUGAUGUCGCUGAAAGUUUACCGAAAGGAUUAAAGCCUCGCACUUGACUAGGACUCCAGCACACACACCUUGCUCCUUGCUUCUGUAGGAGCAAUCAAAGGCCAAAGGUGGCUCUCAGGGCCAUACGAGGACGAAGGGCUAUGCAAAGCUAAAACCAAAAACCCGAAACCCAAAAGCCGCCAAAUUGCAACUGAAGAAGCAACUUGCCACCGCCGACUGAGGAACGAAGCAGGGGCCGGACAAGAGGAGAGGGAAGUGUGGCAGGGGAAGUACGCCAGUGGCAAUGUGGCUGCUGCAACCUGUUUCCGAAGUCUAAUUAAAAAACCCUGCACGGCAGGCUGCCUGCCUGUGCCGCAGAGUGCUCAUACGCCCCGUGGAACGCGAGUGCUUCUGACUGCCUCUCUAUCUGUGUGUGUUUAGGUGUGACAGUGUGUGUGUUUUGUAUCUAUGAGAGUGCAUAUAUGGAUAUAUAUUUUUGGUAAAAAUUAAAGCAAGGCCUCAAAGAAUUACUUUGGGCAUGCGGCUGCUGCAGCCACAACUGUUGCAUGCAACAUGGAUGGCGAAAAUCGGAUUAUACUCAAUGUGGGCGGCAUAAGAUAUGAAACCUACAAGGCAACGCUCAAGAAAAUACCCGCAACUCGCCUCUCCCGACUGACCGAGGCGCUGGCCAACUACGAUCCGGUACUCAAUGAAUACUUCUUCGAUCGCCAUCCCGGUGUGUUCACCCAAAUCCUCAACUAUUACAGAACUGGCAAACUGCACUAUCCAACCGAUGUGUGUGGCCCUUUAUUCGAGGAGGAGCUGGAGUUUUGGGGCCUCGACUCGAAUCAGGUAGAGCCCUGCUGUUGGUCAACCUACAGCAUACAUCGCGAUACGCAAAACACCUUAGCCAUAUUAGAUAAGCUAGAUAUUGAAAAUGAGAAGCCAACGGAGGAGCAGAUAGCCCGUUUAUUUGGCUUUGAGGAGGCAUUGAGCAACGGCGAGCUUAACUGCUGGCAACGGCUGAAACCCAAGAUUUGGGCCAUGUUCGAUGAGCCCUCAAGUUCCACAGGGGCGAAGAUCGUUGCUGGCAUGUCGGUUUUCUUUAUAUUUGUUUCUGUGAUAUCAUUCUGCCUGAAGACCCAUCCCGGCUUCCGUGUGGAUCUACCCGUCACCCACAAUGGCGCACACAGUGGUUCCCAUCCGCAUGGUCAUGAUCCGCUCGGUGAACCACCUCCACAGACGACGCAUCAGUAUCAUCAGCAUAGCAUUACGCCGCCCAGCGGCAGCAUUGGGCCCACCUUUCGUGUCACGAACUACACGAGCUACAGCAGCGGCAACUUCACAGCUGCCCAGGCCACGCCCAUAGCUACAAUCAAGGGCAAUCAGCGGCAGCGCCUGAAACGAGACCUUAAUGCCAGUGUCAUAAAUGAGUUUAUCGAUGAUCAGCUGCUGGAAAACAAUGGACGCAGGCAGCAUGGUUGGAUCGAGACAUACGGCCAGCCCCAUGAGGCAUUCUUCUAUGUGGAAUUGGUGUGCAAUGUGUGGUUCUUCAUUGAGGUCAUCAUUCGAUUGAUUGUCUCGCCCAAUCUGUGGCAGUUCAUUAAAUCCCCCGUGAACAUCAUUGACUUUACGGCCACAUUGAGCUUCUACACCGAUGUGAUGCAGCGCAUGGGCGAGUACACGGGCCUGCUGGAGGCCUUCUCCAUCGUACGGAUAAUGCGAUUGUUCAAACUGACGCGACAUUCGCCGGGACUGCGCAUUCUCAUACACACAUUCAAGGCCUCGGCCAAGGAGCUAACGCUGCUCGUUUUCUUCCUCGUGCUGGGCAUUGUGUUCUUUGCAAGUCUCGCCUACUAUGCGGAGAAGUUGCAGGACAACCCGGACAACCAGUUCAAGAGCAUCCCAUUGGGACUGUGGUGGGCGAUUGUGACCAUGACCACCGUCGGCUAUGGCGAUGUGGCGCCCAAAACCUAUCCGGGAAUGUUUGUGGGCGCUCUGUGCGCCCUCGCUGGUGUCCUGACCAUCGCCCUACCCGUACCUGUUAUCGUUAGCAACUUCUCCAUGUUCUAUUCACACACACAGGCCCGCUCCAAGCUGCCGAAGAAGCGACGUCGUGUCCUGCCCGUGGAGCAGCCGCGUAGGAAGCGAGAACCCACGGCUCCACAUCGCGGGCGGACGAACGCCAUUAAGCAAACGCCGCCCACUGUGCCAGGAAUGGUGGGUGGCGGUGGUGGUGGUCCGGCUGGCGGCGGGGGAGGAGGCGGUGGUGCGGGCCAUGCUGCGGGCCAUCCAGCGGCAGCAGCGCCCAUGUUCAAGGAUGCAUUCGGUGGUGCUAAAAUUGGCACUGUGAAUGUGAAUGGCGUCAAUGUCAUUGGCCUGAACCAUCCGCAUACGCAUCCGCAUUCGCAUCCACAUCCGCAUAGGCAACUGCCACCGCCGCAGCCAGCGACAACGACGACACCGACGACCGCGCCAACGACAGCUACAGCGAUGACAACGACCUAUCAAGUGCCUACCCACAACACCCACAGCCAUGCCCAUGCUCAUGCCCAUGGCCAUGGCCAUGCCCAUGCUCCUGGCUAUGCAGCGACGUUGACGUCACCUACCGGCGCCUCGGCAGCAGCUGUGGCCACAGUUGCCGCUGCCGCCGCUGCUGCUGCAGCCUCUGCUGGUCCCUCGUUCAUCAGUUCGGACUAUCUGAGCGUUCCGGCGGUGCAGAGCCUGCAGCCCAGGGCGGCGACGACUGGCCACGACUUUAUGCUGCCGCUCCAGCCGAAACUUCUGGGAGUCGAGCGUAAGGAUCAGCAUCCACUACAGCUGACUGCCCACAAUCUGGUAUCGGACACCCACCAGCUGAUGUACACCGGCCACGCCCAUCAGCACGGACAGAAGACGGGCGCCACUGUGCUGAGUGUGCCACCCACACUAAGCAUGACCCACAGCCAGAUGCCACCCGGCAUGGCCAGCAUGGGUCAGCGCACACCGAAUCUCAGCUACCGGGCCUCUCAUGCGCCGCCAGGAGCCCCACAGUCGACGAUGAUUCAACAGCCGAUUCCACAUGCCCACCAGCCGCUGCCAAUUUCCGCCUGCCACGCCUCGACCAACUGCAACAUCAAGAUCUCAGUGGAGCCCGGCGGAGGCUGUCUCGAGGAACUGCGAGCGCCCAAAGUCACGCUGCUGGACGAUCUCAGUGACGACGUGAAUUCCUCCACCGAUGACUGCGGCGACUGUUGUCUGGUGGAGGACAGCGACACGUACGAGGCGGCGGCAGCCAACAAUGGACUGUGCGGCAAGCGGAACAGCGAUUCGGUGGGAAUCAUCGAUGGCCUGGAGGAUGAUGGAGAGGACAGCGGCGGCGUGGGUGGUGACAGCGGCGAUAGCAUGGGCGGGAUCUACAUGGGACCCACGCAUUGAUGGCCUGCGCUUAGAUGGGAUUUCCCACAUUAAAACUAUGCUCAAAGCUGCUCAAACUAUGCUCCAAAAGCUGCUGAAAAAAAUUUAGUGAGUCUUGCAAAAUUUAAGAAAAUAAGUUCGAGUGACAGUGUGGGUAAACGCGAGCCAGUAAAGUCUCAAAAAUGGUCCGGAAACUGAAGGAGUAUUCUUGAGCUUCUGUUUAGCUGAAUCUUUUGGAUUUUAUUUGAAAAGUCUGGUUAGUGACUCACAAAAUGUUCGCACAAAAUGCUGCUCAAACUAUAAUUUGUAUGUACAAGAACUGACCGUUAUUCGCAGUGGCACAGUGCUGUAAAAUGUUAACAAAUGUUAGUUGAUUGAGGGUACAACUGUACCAUAACAGCAGUUAGCGCUGUUAAAUGUUCUUUAAGUUGAAUAAGUACUUACAUUUUAAUUCCAAACAAAAAAACACUGCCUCCCCCUAACCCCCCUACAUCUUUCAUAACAUUUAAAAAUGUCAUCUUAGGAGAGAACUGCUCUGCGUAGUUUUGGCUUCAGUAUUUGUAGUAAAUCCAACAUUUCCACCCGUCUCAUUUAUCAAGAAUUUUAGUCAAUCUUUGCUCGCACAACUCCAGGGAUAUCCCAGCUUUGGUCUUCGUCCAAGACAAACAUCCGUUACAUUUGUAUCAGUGUCCUUAUAACUGUCAUGUUGACAACUGUCAUUGACAGGGAUAUACAUGCAUGUUCAGUCCGACACAGAGAUAGUUGUGUGUGUCUAUGUGUGCGCUGUGCUGCACGUCCGAGCAGGGUCGUACGGGUCCGUGGUCCGGGUCCAGCCAUUUAGUGAUGCCAAGGCAAACAGACGAGUGAAGAGAUACGGAGAUGGGCAUCGUCAUACCGCAUACAAAAGCAAACAUAUCGUCCAUAUAUAAAUGUGACCACUUGUGUGCAGCCAAGCAGGAAUAGUGUGACCACCCCACACCCACUUCUGUAGCCACAAGAGCGAGGAAUGUUCCGCUUCUCUUUCCAGCUGUGGCUGACACAUCAAGGUGUUUAUUGGGUAAAUCUUUUGGACGAAACUAUAAAUUUCCACACUUGACUCUUACGCUCCAUUUAUUGGAUACUCUCCUUUCACUAUCACAGCGCACAGAGCUCAGCGGGGGGUGGGGGGUGGGGUUGACAGAGCACUGAAAAGUGUCUCUGGGAAUGUUUAUCUGACACAUUGACUGCCAUCGUUUCAAUGAACUUCCCCGCACCGCAGCGCACACACACAAAAGUUAAGUAAAAACUGUGUCGACAGGCGCACACAAAAGGCCACGACAGGCCAAAAACUAAAAUGGCGAUGACAUGAAUGUCCUUGCCACACCACUGGCACACAAAACCCACAAACUUGGUGGAUUGUGUGGUUGACCUUGUAAAUAGUAUUUUUGGGGGUCGCUGUUAUCCAGCGCAUAGUAUGCUAAGUUUUCCUUCUUCGACCCAUAAAUGUUAAUUGAUUUAUUCAUGGAUGCUCCUCAAACAGAUAUAACAGACAGAACAGGGAGUACAGGGAGUACAUCCCUACUGUAAAUAUUUGUCAGCUAACGACUAACGAGAUGGAUAAGCGACAGUAGAACGACAGGAUGUAGAACACAUAUUUGACUUUAAAUAAGGUUCAAUGGUAAUUUUUGGUCCAAUAUUUAUAGUUUUUUUCAUGUGCUUCUAGAACGAAAAAUAAAACCAAACGAACUUUGAUCCGAUUUCUGAUGUAAAUGAAAGUAAAAUAAGUUGCCAGAAAAUACGCGAAUGAAAAAAAAACUAUAUUGAAUAUAAGUGAAUGUGAAAUUAAACCAACUAAGAAUUUAAUCUAACGAUAGAUAUUAUAAUCUAAAAAAGAAGAUGCUAUAGAAAGAAGUUCGAUUGUGUCCAAGUCCAUGUCCGUUUAAAAAAUACCAACUGUUUAUGAUCUUUAAAACGUUUUUAUUACUCAGAAGAAUGCUUCUAAUUUGGCCUUUUUCCAUAGUUACAUAUAUCUAAAUAUCAGUCCAGACUAUUCCCCCUCAGUUCUCGUCUGAAUUUCGAUUCUAAAAUGUUGGUUAAAUUUGCUUUAGGUAUCCAAAAUAGGUUUGAAUGUUCAAGUUUAAAAGAAUCUCUAAUGAUUUCCUAAAAAGAAUAAAACCAAAAAUUAGCAAAUAUCGAAGAAAAAAACAUAAACAAAUUCUAGUUAAAGAAGAAAUUUAAAUCUAAAAAAGUAUUUAAGAGAAAUUCGAAUGAAAAUGGAUCUGAGAAACUGCAGCAAAAGGAAACUGCUGAAAAAGCUCAUAAAAUCAAUAUUGUUUCAAUAGAAUUAAUGUAGUUUAAACAACACCAGUGUGACACUAAACUUAUUAUAUUGAAAUUUAAUUUGCUUAGCAAAUAACUCAAUUUAGUUCUGAAAAGAUCCAUCAAACACAGAAGCCGAAAAACCAAAAAAAAAAAAAAAAACCUUUGAGAGAAAUCACCCACCACAGGCAGGCAACAGAAACACCCC